GAGUCUCCCAAGGAGUCGGGUCGCCCGACCCCCUUGGGUGAGAACUCGUGGCCCGGCAGCCGGGGCUGGAUUCCUUUCUUCUCUCUCCCUCCUCGGAGCCCCACUGCCAUUUCCAUCGAUUCCCCGCAAAAAGCCCGACUCUGAUCUGUUGGACAUCAAAGCCAGUUGGCACCCGCUUCCUGACAGAAGCCAGAUUUGUUCACUGGGGCUAGACUAUUGACAGCUUGUCCCCAGGCUGGCCCACUCAGUUUCUCAUUUGCAAGGUUCCCUGCAGGGCUGGCUCACCUCUCUUUUCCAAGAGCCUCUACUUCCUUCUGUCCCCUCCCUCCCCAGCAUCCUCUUCACUUCCUUCCCUUGCAGCCCUGGCUCCUUCAAGUGUUUGUCAGUAUGAGCUUGUUUUUCAGCUGGGGUUGGGGGGUGGGGUGGGGUGAUGUGUGGUGAAAAAUAGCAUCAUGCUUGUCCCCCGCUUCUUGCCCUUGCCCCUUCCAGCUUGGCAUCCCUGAGCGUGGUCUCUGCGGCUGGGAGAUCCCACCUUUGGACCGGAGGUCCUGCUGUGUCUCGAGGAGAGUUGUCUCACUGCUCGCUCAGGAAGCGCCAGAAGAGAGCUCGGAAAAAAAGGAAGGCAGAAGCCGAUGCAAUCGCGGAUGUGGGUAAGACCUCGCAGCUGCUUCGGCUCCACAGUCCUCGGCGAUGAAUCCCGAGGAACGCGUCGUGACAUGGCUCAUCUCUUUGGGAGUUUUAAAUUCCCCCAAGAAGACCAUCUGUGAUCCGGAGGAAUUCUUGAAGGUGUCUCUGAAAAAUGGGGUAGUGCUAUGCAAACUGCUAAAUCGGCUUGUUCCCGGAGCCGUGGACAAGUACCACCAGGAGCCCCAAUCGGAAGCUGACUGCCUCAGUAACAUUAAGGACUUCCUUAAAGGAUGUGCAGGUCUUCAGGUAGAGGUCUUUGAUCCUUGUGACCUUUACACCGGCAGCAAUUUCUCCCGAGUGCUGAGUACCCUUUUAGCUGUCAACAAAGCCACUGAAGAUCACCAGGUUUCGGAAAGACCAUGCCAGCCUUUCUCUUCCAUUAGCGCUGUUUCCAGUUCUCAGACUAACCUCCCAGGAGCGGUUUCUAACUCGGCACCAGCACUAAGAAGGCAUUCAAAGGCAGCGGAGAUGACUGAAAAUGGGAAUCACCAGUUGGUGGUGAAGGCGAGAUUCAACUUUAAGCAGACCAACGAAGAUGAGCUGUCGGUCUGCAAAGGUGAUAUCAUUUACGUCACUCGCGUGGAAGAAGGUGGCUGGUGGGAAGGCACGCUCAAUGGGAAAACCGGCUGGUUCCCCAGUAAUUAUGUCAGAGAAAUUAAGCCUAAUGAGAAACCCGGCUCCCCAAAGACGGUAAAAGGACUUGAUACUCUCCAGCUUACCAAGAAUUACUACAAUGUGGUUUUGCAAAACAUCCUGGAAACCGAACAGGACUACGCUAAGGAACUACAGUCGCUUCUUGCAACUUACUUACGUCCACUCCAGGCCAAUGACAAGCUGAGCGCUGUAGAGUUUGCGUCUUUACUGGGCAACUUUGAGGAAGUGUGCACAUUUCAGCAGACCCUGUGCCAGGCCUUGGAGGAGUGUGCAAAACUUCCCGAGAGUCAGCAGAAAGUUGGAGGCUGCCUGAUGUCCCUAAUGCCUCAGUUUAAAUCUCUGUAUCUCACUUAUUGUGCUAAUCAUCCCUCAGCUGUGAACGUUAUAACUCAACACAGUGACAGUCUGGAAAAGUUUAUGGAGAGUCAAGGAGCAAGCAAUCCGGGGAUUCUUCUGUUGACAACAAACCUCAGCAAGCCCUUCAUGCGACUGGAAAAGUACGUGUCUCUCCUCCAAGAGCUGGAGCGCCACAUGGAGGAGUCUCAUCUGGAUCACCAGGACGUUCUGAAAGCGAUUGGAUCAUUCAAGGCUCUGGCGGCUCAGUGUCAGGACCUGAGAAAGAAGAAACAACUGGAAUUGCAGAUUCUUUCCGAAACCAUCCAGGGCUGGGAAGGAGACGAUAUAAAAACCCUGGGCAAUGUCAUCUUUAUGUCGCAAGUAAUGGUACAGUGUGGCAACAAUGAGGAGAAAGAAGAAAGAUAUUUCUUGUUAUUUUCGAGCGUUUUGCUCAUGGUAUCAGCCAGUCCUCGGAUGAGCGGCUUUAUCUACCAGGGAAAACUCCCAAUUGCGGGAAUGAUGCUAACCAGACUGGAUGAAAGCGAAGGCACUGACUACUCAUUUGAAAUAGCAGGCCCCCUGUUCGAGAGGAUGACGGUGUUCUGUCCCAGCAGCCAGGAUCUCCAGGAGUGGCUGGAUCACCUGCACAGACUGCUCAGGGGCACUAGUGCGGGCAGCAUGCUCGUGAAAACCCAGUCGUGGAGCACCCAGUCUGUAAGCACUGGGCUUGGUUCUGCCCCUGGGGAAUCUGAUGAGGUCCAGUCUUCUAGUGCUGUCGGACAACCUCGAGGACCCCUGGAGCCUCCCCCAAUUCAAAAGCCCUGGAGCUUAAGUUGUCUCAGACCCGCACCUCCUCUUAGACCUUCGGCAGCUCUGGGUUACAAAGAGAGGAUGUCUUAUAUCUUAAAGGAUUCCAGCAAGAGCCCCAAAACCAUGAAGAAAUUUCUCCACAAAAGAAAAACCGAGAGAAAAGCAUCGGAGGAGGAAUAUGUCAUUAGGAAAAGUACUGCAGCCCUGGAAGAAGAUGCCCAGAUUCUGAGAGUGAUUGAGGCCUACUGCACCAGUGCCAGUGCAGGCCUUCAGCAAAGCCAUGGCUCAGGUGCCCGCAAGGAUUCCAUCCCACAGGUCCUCCUCCCAGAGGAAGAGAAGAUUAUCGUGGAGGAGACGAGAAGCAACGGGCAGACGGUUAUAGAAGAGAAAAGCCUUGUUGACACUGUUUAUGCACUGAAAGAUGAAGUCAAGGAGUUAAAGCAGGAGAAUAAAAAAAUGAAGCAAUGUCUAGAAGAAGAAUUGAAGUCCAGGAAAGACUUGGAAAAGUUGGUCAGGAGGCUGUUGAAGCAAACAGAUGAGUGUAUGAGGGCAGAUCCGGCUGGCAAGGCCUCCCUGCUGGCUUGAGGCUACCCCAAUCAUGCUGCCGGCACUCACUCAGGUUCGACUUGGGAUCUCCAGGAAAGGAAAAUCAGACCCUUUGACUCACUCCGCUCCUCGCCUUGUCUGCUUUCUGUAUAUUCGGCUGUUUUCUGUUAUAGGGGAAAAAAAAGAAUUUGUAGUGGAAAUAGUCUUCUGUUCAAUAAGGAAAUGAAACCAAUAGGAAUUAUUGCAAUAAGAGGGCUCGGCACAUGGCCCUAGGUUCACGGUUCAUCCUGUUUCUUCUUUGGCUGGACGGGGCACCGGCGCUUGGACGCAGCUCCUCUCGGAGAAGCUGCCAAGUGGUACCCAGUGAGGGAGGCCGGCACGCCCACUGCUUCCUCCCGAGAUAUUUUCUUUGAUUUUGAAGCCCCUCAGUGAUUCACGCAAGAAGCUUUGAAGAGCCCCUAAUAUGUACCAGACUCCAUGCUCGGUGCUGGACAUGCAGAGACAAAAGCAAAACAACUCCCACCCUCGACACAUUUAUGCUCUAAAUACUCUAUACUUUAAAUGACUCUGGGAGGAGUCACCACCACCAAUCGAUACCGACUAUAUAGGAAACCGGCAUGGAGGAAUUGGGGGGUUCUAAUCACUGAGGCGAGUGGGUGAGGAAUCAAGAAAGGCCUCAUGUAGGAAGUGGCGCCUAAUUUACUCAAGUACUACUCUGUUCAUCAACACCCCAUAUAGCCUGUGUGCCCUAUCUACCCCUCCUACCCCCCCAUCAUGUAGACACAUGAGUUUUUUUUCCCUUUAAUUUUCUAACAAGAUAGCGCCGGAGACUCAGUACUCCUUUUGUUGCUUUUGUGUUGUUCUGAUUGCCAUGUCUGAUUUAACUCAGUGGAGCAGGAGCUUUCCCCGUUGCCACAAACACCGAGCCGUGAUGCCGGCAGGCCGUUUCUAGUGUGUGAUGGCAAUGUCGUGGCAACUUCUCUGGCUAGAGCAUCGUAGACGUAGACGUUUUGCAUUUCCCCAGAGUACCCAACAGUUCAUCAUUCUGCUCGAAACACGCUUUUGCUCACUCCCCCUCCCAUAGUCAGACCAUGAGCUCUUCUCGAAGCCGGGUCUUGGACACCAGCCUCUCCUCCCCCGGACUUGGACACCAGCCUCUCCUCCCCGGGGUAGCUCCUAGUCCACCAAGAGAAGAGGCUGGCUUUUUCUGGGGAGAUGUUCAUUCUCCUUGGCCCACUUAUGGGCUGUGGGUCAGAGUGGUCUCUCUGACCCCCUGAAGAGGAGUUCUUGAAAUCUCAUUUGCAGGGAUCUGCCCUCCCCAGAAAGGUUAAUGUUUGCCCGGGGCCUGCCCGGCGCAGAUUGGCCUGCCCAUCCGGCUCCCCUCUCUCCCUCAGUAACUCUGUUGGGAGUCCCAGCGAUCCCGACCCAGCCGUAGCUCAUGGCCGUAGAGUAGUCAGCAGAUCCCCCGGCAUCAUUCAGCACAAUUUAGCAAAGGAUGUGUGGUAGCUGAUUAGAAAGUCCCAAAAGCGGGUGAAGUUUGACCAGCAUGGGACAGAUCCCUUUUGAGGGAUGGAAAAAAAAGGGGCAUUAGAUUGAAAAACAAAACAAAAAUAAACCAAAAAAAAAAAAAGUUGUACUCUAGAUGUAUUUGCCAUGAAUAAUGAUGAGUGUCAGUUUAUGCAAAUGCUGUUUAAAUAAAAAAAAAAAAACAAACCAAACAACCCAAAUUCCAACUUGAAAUGCUUUGCUCCCUGAACUGGCCACCCUCUCCCCCCUGGUACUCGGUGGUCUCUAGCUCCUGCUGCUACACAGUACGGUACGUGGCUUUUUGCUUGCUGGCCCCCAGGGGAAGUACUACUUACUCUCAGGAAGUGGGUCAGCCAAAGGAAUGCUGGGAGCAAGCCACCCACCUCGGUCAUCUGGGGCAGUCUCUCCCUCCCCUUUUGUUCCCACCCGGGGCUGAAGGGCCAGGAGAGACUUUCUGAGAGAGGGACCUUUACCCUCUAAAGGGAACUCAGCUCUCUCAUUUUUCAGAUAAGGAAACUGGGGCCUAGCAAAUUGAAACGAUCUCUCUGAGCCUCAUUUUUUUUGCCCUCCGUAAAAUGAGGGGAUUGAACUAAUUUAGUCUUGGAGGUCUUUUCUCACUCUAGACCUCCGAUGAGCUAUGAUCUUCACAUAUCAAGGAACAUGGCUGUUGUGAGGGCUCAGACAUCAUCCCCAAAUCAAAGGCAGUCCUCUCCAAUUGUCCCCUCUGAAGUCACUGAACGAUGCGAAGAGGAUCAGUAGGAAACUCUUAGUGACAUAAGGAACUCAAACGGAUUAUAGUCACUGUAGGAAAUCAGUCCGUGCUGAAAACCAAUUUUCCAAUGUUGAGCUCUACAGAUGCCUGCUUAAGAGGCCUCUGAGCCCCUGAUGGGAGAAGCACGGUACUUUGGGUAUUGGAACCCAUACCAAGCAUGGCUGUUGCUGUUACGAGCCAAAUAACGAGAGCGAGGAAACGAAGCCAUGUGAAAUCGACAGCACCGCUUCCAUAUUUGUGUUGUUUACAACGGUUUUGUAAAUUCUCUGGUUCCAUCAUCCUCCCGAUCGCCGCCUUACUGUGAAGAGGCGGCUCCGUUCGUCUUCUCCCGGGGUAGCCUAAUUUCCUGUCAUUUCUCUUAUGCAGACCCAGUUUUUCUAACCUGUUUUUAUUUCGAACACUUUUUAAAUUGACAUUUUCAAUCAAUAAAGAAGGACGACAAUGCCUUAUAAAUGAAAA
This is a messenger RNA of Antechinus flavipes (yellow-footed antechinus), 5791 nucleotides long. RefSeq names its product Rac/Cdc42 guanine nucleotide exchange factor 6 (gene ARHGEF6). The coding region runs from base 691 to 3072 and encodes 793 amino acids. Lineage: Eukaryota; Metazoa; Chordata; Mammalia; Dasyuromorphia; Dasyuridae. The transcript is spliced from 22 exons. The record is from RefSeq and is a predicted model, not a curated record. Gene Ontology annotation, molecular function: guanyl-nucleotide exchange factor activity; protein binding.